ACACACAGACCCUUCAAAAAUGUGUUUGAAAUUAAAGGAGAGAAAGGAAAAAUAUUCUCCAAUAAAAAUGAAAGUAGGAGCCCUUUAAGUAAUUUCCGAAAAUUGAGGAACUUUUCCUGCUAAAUCAUUUCCUGCAUCCUUUGCUUUAAUCCUCUCCUUCCACUUUGUUCUCCAUCUGCUAAAUCACUAGCUUCCCUUUCAACCUGUCUUUUUCGUCAUGCAGAAAACCUAGUUUUUGUGAUCCCCGACAUAGAAAGAAGAUCGAUAUGCGCUUUGAUUGAUAUGUACAUACGCGACACAGAGAGAGACUGUGCAUUAAAGCUCGGGAAUCUCUCUGUACCACGCAACGCAGCCGCCUUAAGCAGGAAGCAAAGCCAUGCAUGGAUUCCUCCCUUCGUCUCCCAGCCGGAGCUUUCUCACGUCUAUAUCCCCUCGUUCUGGUCCCCUUCCAAGCCAGUCCUUCGAACUCCCCCGCCAUGGCCAUCACGCACGCAGACCUGUCGUCCCUGAGGACCCCCUGGCGCACUGACAUCGGCAACCGGAUCGCCCUCUUCCUCGUCCUCCUCUCCGUGCUCUGCGGUCUCUCCGGCUUCGUCCUUUGCCUCGCCGCCGAGGCCUCCCGCUCCGAGGCCACAUGGUAUCGGUUGAGCGACGGCAGCAGGAGCUACGAGUGCGUCUACACCGGCAGCGGGCGCACGCCGCUGGCCUGCGCCGUGUGCGCGUUCCUCCUGUUCGCGGUGGCGAUGUUCGCCGAGCACGCCUACAUGAUGGUGGCAGUCACGUGUCCCAGCCGCCCGGCACCGGCCGCUUGGCCGCUCCCAGACGAUCCACGCACGCUGUCGUCCACCGGUCGAUGGCAAACCUGCGCCCUCUUCCUCGCGACCUGGAUCUGCUUCAGCAUUGCUGAGGCGCUGCUGCUCAUCGGCAUCGGCGUGGAGUCCGGCCAUGUAAGCCAGUGGAGGCAGCCAAAGCCGGACUGCCAUGUGAUCAGGCCGGGGCUAUUUGCAGCAGCGGGAAUCUUCGGGCUGAGCACUGUCCUCCUCGGAGUUGGUCUGUAUCUGACGGCGCUGCAGGCGCAGAGACUACACCAGCAAGAGGACAACAUGCUACGAGGCACCGCUCAUGCGCAUCACCCGCACCCGUUUCCUCCGACGAGCGCACCAUAAGCACCGGACACCGCACAAGAAGGAGAUCACCAGACCACUCAUAAGACUUCGACCUCUGCUUGAGCUUCAGCUUAACUCUUCGUCUUGAAUCCAUUUUCCGAUGGGGUUCUGAACACUAAUUUGAUCAUGUAAAUGUGCUGAUUAGCUUUGUUGUCGAAGAAUUUGAGGCAAAAACA
Musa acuminata AAA Group (dessert banana) is the source of this 1342-nucleotide messenger RNA. RefSeq lists its product as uncharacterized. The transcript has 3 exons. Lineage: Eukaryota; Viridiplantae; Streptophyta; Magnoliopsida; Zingiberales; Musaceae. The coding region runs from base 381 to 1166 and encodes 261 amino acids. The record is from RefSeq and is a predicted model, not a curated record.